AUGGCACUGCUAAGUCUUCUUAUUGCUACUUUAUCUGAUGAGGCUAUGGAGCAUGUCAUUGGGUGCAGAACAUCUCAUGAAGCCUGGACAUGUUUACAAGAAAGGUUUGCAUCGAUUUCAGUUGUUCGAGUUAAUCAGUUAAAGACUGAAUUACAUACAGCACAAAAAGGAGGGGAAUCUGUGGAUAAGUUCUUAAUGAGGCUGAAGAAUAUAAGGGAUCAACUUGUUUCUGUUGGAGAAAGAAUUUCAGAUAAUGAUUUGAUGAUUGCUGUGUUAUUUGGUCUGCCUGCAGAUUUUGAGAUGAUUCGGACAGUGAUCUUAGCAAGGGAUACAACUCUAUCUUUAAAAGAUUUCCGGGCUCAACUUCUUGUUGCAGAAGGGAGUAUUGAAUCCAAGAUGCAAUCUUUGUCAAGUUCUAUGGCUGCAAUGUGUGUUCAAGGUGAAGGUUCUAGCGCUCAGCGAUAUCAGAGCUAUGAACAUGGUGAAAGCUCAAAUACACAAGGGAUGCAAGGAGGAUAUAAUGGAGAGCAAUUUGGAGAUAGCUUUCAAGGUGGAUCUGGUUUUCUGGGCAAUGGAAAUAACAGGAACAAUUACAAUACUAGAAAUGGUAGCAACAACAAUUUCAAGAAGUUUGGGAAUGGAAAUAACAACUUUAAGAAUUCAUCUUCCGGGUUUCAUAACAGGAAUGCAAGUGGAAGUACUAACAAUCACUUUGGGAAUGGAAACAACAAUUAUUCUGGAAAUGGAAAAGCUCAUCAGAGUGGGGGAAAUGGAUAUUCUGGAAAUAGUUAUGGGAAUGGAGGUUCGUUUUCUGGCAAUGGGAGUUCAAAUGGCAGUUCAAAUGGCUAUUCUAAGACAAACUGGGCUGGAAAUACCAAUUUUAAGUCUUCUGUGUCACCAGAGUGUCAGAUUUGCUCAAGAAGAUGA
Messenger RNA from Malus domestica (apple), 927 nucleotides. Lineage: Eukaryota; Viridiplantae; Streptophyta; Magnoliopsida; Rosales; Rosaceae. The record is from RefSeq and is a predicted model, not a curated record.